GAUUUCCUGCUACAUCUUUUUUCUUAUUCAACUAUUUGAUAAUUAAGAUGGCUAAUACUCCUCAUGGUGGCGUCCUCAAGGACCUUUAUCUUCGUGAUGCUGAUAUCCAAGAAACCCUCAUAUCAGAAGCUGAAACUCUACCUUCCCUUGUUUUGACCGAUCGUCAAUUAUGUGAUUUGGAACUUCUUUUGAACGGCGGUUUCUCUCCACUUGAAGGAUUUUUAAAUCAGCAAGAUUAUAAUAGUGUAGUCGAAAAUAUGCGUCUUUCCAACGGCCUUAUUUGGCCUAUGCCCAUCACACUUGAUGUUAGUAAAGAAGAUAUUGAGCAAAGUCAGAUCGAGCCUUCCAAGCGUAUUGCCUUGCUAGACCCUCGUGAUUAUGAGCCUCUUGCCAUCCUCACAAUCAGCGAUAUCUACAGACCCAACAAAUCCAAAGAAGCUGAAUUAGUUUAUGGAGCUGAUGAUAUUGCCCACCCAGCUGUCAAUUAUCUUCAUAAUAUUGCUAAAGAAUUCAACGUUGGUGGUUCACUUCAGGCUAUUCAACCUCCUUCCCAUUACGAUUACGUUGCUAAUAGAUACACACCAUCCGAACUUCGUGCUCACUUUAAGAAGCUUCAGUGGACUCGUGUGGUUGCCUUCCAAACACGUAAUCCUAUGCAUCGCGCUCAUCGUGAGCUAACUGUUCGUGCUGCUCGUCAGCGCAAAGCCCAUUUGCUUAUCCACCCUGUUGUUGGUCUUACAAAACCUGGUGAUAUCGAUCAUUACACACGUGUGAGAGUUUAUAAGGCAUUGAUGCCGAAAUAUCCUAAUGGUAUGGCUGAACUCAGUUUGCUACCUCUUGCAAUGCGUAUGGGUGGUCCUCGUGAAGCACUCUGGCACGCUUUGAUCCGUAAAAAUCAUGGUGUGACUCAUUUCAUUAUUGGACGUGACCAUGCCGGUCCAGGUAAAAAUUCUCAGGGUGUCGAUUUCUACGGUCCCUACGACGCCCAAGCCUUGGUUGAAAAGUAUAAGGAUGAGAUUGGUAUUGAAAUUGUUCCUUUCCAAAUGGUUACAUACAGUCCCGACACCGAUGAAUAUAUUCCUGCUAAUGAAGUCCCUGAGGGCGUAAAGACCCUCAAUAUCAGUGGUACAGAGCUUCGCCGCAGAUUGAAGACGGGAUUACCCAUUCCUGAAUGGUUCUCUUAUCCUGAAGUCGUAGCUGUUUUACGUCAAUCUCAUCCUCCUCGCAGCCAACAAGGCUUUACUGUAUUCUUCACUGGUCUUCAUGCUUCUGGUAAAAAUUCUAUUGCUCGUGCUCUUCAAGUUUCUCUCAAUCAAGAAUCAACUCGUUCCGUUUCUUUAUUAAGCAGUGAAAAUACUCGUACUGAGUUAUCUUCAGAACUUGGCUUCUCAAAGCGUGACCGCGAUAUAAAUAUCGCUCGUCAAGCAUUUGUUGCCGGUGAGUUGACCCGUGCUGGCGCUGCUGCCAUCUUAGCUCCUAUCGCUCCUUAUAGUGCUGCUCGUGACUCUGCUAGAAAGACCAUUGAGCAAUAUGGCGGUUUUUACCUUAUUCAUGUUGCUACUCCUCUUGAGGAAUGUAUUAAAAGAGAUAGAGAUGGCAUUUAUGAACGUGCCAAGCGCGGUGAAAUCAAGGAAUUUACUGGUCUUGAUGCGCCUUACGAAAUACCCACCAACGCUGAUUUAACGAUCGAUAUUACCAAGCAGUCAGUAUCCCAAGCUGUGCAUGAAAUAAUCUUACUUUUAGAAAAAGAUGGCUACAUUGGUUCGGCUUAAAAAGCGAUUCAUUACGCUAUGCUUUUUCUUUUUAUUUAUUUGAUUAUAUCUUAUAUAAUUUUAUCCUUAGAAUGAUAUCCAUUUGUACAUUAAUUUCUAUAAUAAAAUUGCUCCAAUACGUGAUCAUUGCUUUUUUCCCUAAGAUCUAAGGUUUUAUUUUUCAAGCUCCUGCAGCAUUUUCUAAUCAAGAAUAUAUUGAUAAGCUUCUAGACAAU
This is a messenger RNA of Mycotypha africana, 1987 nucleotides long. RefSeq names its product sulfate adenylyltransferase. NCBI's taxonomy places the organism in Eukaryota, Fungi, Mucoromycota, Mucoromycetes, Mucorales, Mycotyphaceae. Gene Ontology annotation, cellular component: cytoplasm. Gene Ontology annotation, molecular function: adenylylsulfate kinase activity; sulfate adenylyltransferase (ATP) activity; ATP binding. The transcript is spliced from 3 exons. The record is from RefSeq and is a predicted model, not a curated record. Gene Ontology annotation, biological process: sulfur amino acid metabolic process. Bases 48 to 1772 code for a protein of 574 amino acids.